UUAAGUUGACUUUCAUUUUUGUACUGAAAUUAUGAAUGUAAUAUUGGGUGUAUUUUUACAUGUCAAAGGGGAUAUUAUCUUUCACUUCCUGCUUACAUGAAGUUGAGGAAGGCAAAUCUUUGCAGGUCCAUGCAAACAUUUAUGGUACACUGUCAGCUUGCAAUUCCAUCAGAAGUCUGACUUAUAGGAUGGAGAGAACCUGAUCUUGUCACAGUCAUUAACUACAGAUCUACAAACAGAUGAGAUUACUAAAUAGUGAUUAGCUUUAAAGAGUUGCAAUGGAAUCCUGUCUUUGGACUUUUUUAAUCUAAUCGUUAAAAAUACUUUAGUGCAAAAGUUGUACUCAUACAUACCAGUUAUUGAGAGAUUCUAUUGAGCUCAAGUAACUAAUGGAGAAUCCUACUAAGCUUAAAUUGAUCACUUUUUAUGAUUUGAUUCAGUUUAACACUUUUGGAUAGAAUCAAUCUAUGAAUGUUUAAAUUCAAUUAAUAAAAAAUAACCUUGGAGCAUUUGAAAUUGCAAACAAAAAAAAAUGCUUUAUGCAGUGACCAAAAUAAGUGUUAAGAAUUUUGUCAUCUUGAUUACUUUUCAACAGCAAUUGUGACCUGAACUGUUGAGUCCUGCUCACAUCCAGUGCUAUUUAUUUUCGUUUGUGCUUCUGACCUGAGGCCGCGUUUGUGUGUGUUUCUGCGGGGGAGGAAAACAAACAGCUACACAUAUUUCGAUAUUGUCUGUAGUUUGCUACUUUGCUUGCUCUGACGUCUCACGUUUCUUAAACUUCAUAGAAUGCAUCCCCUUCCAGAAAUGAAUGCUGUCAGUGGAUCAAGAUUAAAUUAAUGAGCAAACGUUAUCGUGCAAAGUAAUUUGUUCUUUUAUUUUAGAAAGGGGUGGGAAUCUGCGGCGUGUUGAAAUGGGCGAUCUUCUCAUUUUGUGAAGAAGGGUAAGGUAGAUGUGCAGCAUUCCCUGGGGCACCAAAACUCAUUGUGCAAUUGAACAGAUACCUGAAUCAAUAUCCUAUCUCUUCUGUGGUACAUCAUUGGUCAGUCAUGAUGAGAGUUGACAGAGAAUGGGAAGUCAGGUGCGAGACAAAAGCUUCAGACAAAGACAGAAUGGGGUAUUGUUGAAGGAGGGGCAGGGAACCUUUAUUCCGAGUUGCAGUGGGUGGGUCGGACUGCUUUGUGAGCUGGGUGUGUUUGGGGAAGGAGGACAGCAGCCAGAUGUAUCUGUUAGAUGGUGCCGCUGGUGCGGGGAAGAUGAACAGCUUGAUGUCGCGGUUUAACUCGCUGCUGGCCUUCACGGUGACAGUGUUGGCGGCGCUGACCUUCCUGGUGUUCCUGAGUACAAUAUUCCAGCAACCCCGGGUACCCGUCAGCAUCCGUGUGAGCGGCAUCUCUCUAAAAAUAUAUGAAGACUACACUGGAAACCAUGAUUUAGGAUCCAUAAAUUUUAGCAUUUUUGUUGAUCUCGGACCAGUAUUCAACUGGAAUGUUAAGCAGCUUUUCCUAUAUCUAACUGCAGAAUAUGCUACAGCAAAGAAUAAAUUGAAUCAAGUGGUUCUAUGGGAUAAAAUUCUUCAGCGAGGAGUGAACACUAGACUUAAUCUUCAGAAUAUGAGCCCUAAAUAUUUAUUGUUGGAUGAUGGAAAUGGCCUGAUAGGAAAUAACGUCUCAUUAUCUCUUUCAUGGAAUAUUGUUCCAAAUGCUGGAAUCUUGUAUCUGAUACCUGCUUCUGGACACAAAGUAAUACCAUUACCUGAAAAAUAUGAAAAUAUCAGAAGUUGUUGAUAAAAAAAGGGUUGGUUACAGGUAUGAACCAUGAGACAUGACAAAAUUUGGAAAACUACCUAAUUACAAUGUCUAAACUUUUUGUAAUUUAACUAAACAAUGCAAAAUGUUUUUAAUAAAAGACUGCUGAAGAAAAUGCACCUCUGUUUUUGCUUAGACUAUU
Messenger RNA from Chiloscyllium plagiosum (whitespotted bambooshark), 1947 nucleotides. RefSeq names its product signal peptidase complex subunit 3-like. Gene Ontology annotation, biological process: protein targeting to ER. NCBI's taxonomy places the organism in Eukaryota, Metazoa, Chordata, Chondrichthyes, Orectolobiformes, Hemiscylliidae. Gene Ontology annotation, cellular component: signal peptidase complex; membrane. The record is from RefSeq and is a predicted model, not a curated record.